AGAAGAUUGUCUGGUUUCGAUCACUUUCUGAUCAGUACUCUGCUUCCACUCUCUCGCUAAGCUAAGAUCUAGGUUUUGUGGCAUUGUGUGUGUGUUGUUGUUGUGGGAAGGUACGGAUAUGGAGAAGGCGAGAGAACACAUAGAAGAGAUACGUAGAAAAAAGUUUUCAAUCGGAGGGGAACCGAACCCAUUGACGGAGGAUCUUCACCAGGCCGUCAGGAACCUCUCUGCUGAACUUUAUGCCAAGGAUGUCCACUUUCUCAUGGAGCUCAUUCAGAAUGCGGAAGAUAACGAUUACCUGGAGGAUCAUCCACCAUCGCUUGAGUUCGUCAUAACUUCCGAGGACAUCACGGCCACAGGAGCUCCAGUGACAUUGCUGAUUUUCAACAAUGAGAAAGGUUUCUCCCCUAAGAACAUAGACUCCAUUUGCAGUGUUGGUCGCUCCACCAAGAAAGGCAACAGGAAACGCUGUUAUAUUGGAGAAAAAGGAAUUGGGUUCAAGAGUGUCUUUCUAGUUACUUCUCAGCCGUAAAUAUUCAGCAAUGGAUAUAAGAUACGGUUCAAUGAAGAGCCUUGCCCACAUUGCAAUCUUGGGUACGUAGUUCCUGAAUGGGUGGAGGAGAAUCCAACUCUUUCUGACAUCAGAAAAAUAUAUGGUGCUACCACUCUUCCAACGACAACAAUAGUCUUACCUCUGAAGCCUGAUAAGGUCCAACCUGUGGUGCAGCAGCUCUCAAGCAUUCAUCCUGAAGUUCUGUUGUUCCUUUCGAAGAUAAAACAACUUUCUGUCAGGGAACAUAAUAAGGAUCCUAGGCUCAAUACCGUAAGUGCAAUAGCCAUUACAAGUGAGACUAAUUUUGUAACAAGGAAGAACAUCGAUGCUGAGUCUUACACACUCCCAUCUCUUGGCGGAGGAAAAGGCUACGGGGUCCGAAAGAGGAUGCAGCUACUAUAUGUGGAAGCAGAAGUUUCCUGUCAGGCAAGAAAACAAAGUGGAAAGAAGAAUGGAUGUAGAACAGUUGGUGAUCACGUUGGCUUUUCCCAUUGAAGAGCGUCUCAACAGAGGGAUGAGCUCACCUGGGGUCUAUGCAUUUCUUCCCACAGAGAUGGUCACUAACUUUCCCUUCAUAAUCCAGGCAGAUUUUCUUCUUGCAGCAUCAAGGGAAACAAUCCUCUUGGACAACAAGUGGAACAAAGGGAUUCUUGCAUGUGUGCCCUCUGCUUUUAUCGACGCUUUGGUCUCGCUAAUCAAAAAUUCAGAAAAUGCUCCAGUAUCUAGUUUGGCUCCCAUGUUCAAGUUCAUUCCUGUCAACACCUCUUCUUAUCAAGAGUUGAAUAUCGUGAGGGAGUCGAUCAAAGCAAAGCUCAUCGAAGAAAAUAUUGUUCCAAGUGAGUCGUACACAAAGCAGAAAUUUUUUCAUAAACCUCGCGAAGUUGGUAGGCUUAUGCCUGCUUUCUGGAGCAUAUUGGAGAAGGCAUGGAAGCAAGAGGUGAGCUUGUUUAAUCUCUCAUCCCAUGGAAAGUAUAUUUUGAGUUCUUCAUUUGAUAAGGAGGAGUAUGAUCACAUAUUGAAUUUCUUGGGAGUGGAACCAGUCAACAAUGAAUGGUACGCAAAGUGCAUCCAGAGUUCUAAUCUUGUUGCAGGAGUUUCAGAGGACUUGCAUUUAGAGAUCUUACUAUUUGUUGCUGAUAAUUGGAUGUCCAAAUUUGACUGUACCAACAUGAAGAACAUAGCACUAUAUAUAAAGUAUGUGGGUCUUGAUGGGGAUGAGUCUUUGUGCAGUAUAAAUGAAUGCACACACCGGAACCGAGAGAGGUUGGUGUCCUUAUCACGUCAGUAUGAUCAGGUGUCGUGGCUGGUUGAUUGUAGCAAGGAAUUCAGAUGUGUGGGAAAUCGUUUUUUUUCUGCCAAAAAGCACACAAGAAGCUAUAUUCUCCAACUCUAAGAGAGUGACCUUGUGGGAAUGGCUUCGAGAUCAUGUGCAGAUUUGUUUUGUGACUGUAUAUGACUAUGCAGUUCACCUUAAUAGUUCUCUCCAUAAUGACCGGAAGCUUGCUGUUGCCUUUGUUCACUUCUUAUAUCACUCUCUCUCAAAGAAUCAUCUUACAAAAGGGGAAGUGGAUAAUUUGUGUGGCAUUAUGCCACUCGUAGAUAACAAUGGGAAUAUAAGCACACAAAGGGAAGGCUACAUUGAGCUAGCAGAAGACUACUUACAGCCAGUUCGUUUUGCAGGUGAAUUUACUUCUGGAGAACAGCUCUUAAAGUUCCUUAAACUCAUGUUGCAGCUUCUGAUAUCCCUUGACCCUUAUAUAUCCCUUAUAUGAUGACAGAUCUAGAGGAGCUAUAUAUGAGGAAUUUAAUUUGGAAUAGGGUCGUAUCUAUUUCAAGUGAGAUUAAAACGUGUCAUUUUAUAUA
This is a messenger RNA of Alnus glutinosa, 2416 nucleotides long. RefSeq lists its product as uncharacterized. Lineage: Eukaryota; Viridiplantae; Streptophyta; Magnoliopsida; Fagales; Betulaceae. Bases 879 to 1946 code for a protein of 355 amino acids. The transcript is spliced from 3 exons. The record is from RefSeq and is a predicted model, not a curated record.